AGAGAAGUUUCCAAUCAUGCCUGAAGUUGUGAAAGCGCCCAAGAAGGGCUCCAAGAAAGCCGUCUCCAAGGCCGUCAGCAAGAGCGGCAAGAAGAAGAGGAAGACCAGGAAGGAGAGCUACGCCAUCUACGUGUACAAGGUGAUGAAGCAGGUGCACCCCGACACCGGCAUCUCCUCCAAGGCCAUGGGCAUCAUGAACUCGUUCGUGAGCGACAUCUUUGAGCGCAUCGCCGGUGAGGCCUCUCGCCUGGCUCACUACAACAAGCGCUCCACCAUCACCUCCAGGGAGAUCCAGACCGCUGUGCGCCUGCUGCUGCCCGGCGAGCUGGCCAAGCACGCCGUGUCUGAGGGAACCAAGGCCGUGACCAAGUACACCAGCUCCAAGUAAACCUGAUGUAGACCACCAACACAAAGGCUCUUUUAAGAGCCACCCACUUCUUCUAAAGACCAUUUCCUGAUGCUUUUUCUCAAUAUUGAAAUUAAUAAAAAGUAUCAAAAGCUAGUAAUGGUGUUAAAACUAUAAUAAUUGUAGGUUGCUCACAGAUUCUAACUACUUUAAAACUGUAAGGGUUUUCAUAAGCAAUUGCCACCUAAUUACAAACUUCUGUACCUCCUGUCUGAUUCAAUGCUUCUGGUUUGAGGUGUAUUUAUCGAGAACUCCGCUGCAUUUAUUCUGGUAUAUGCGAGUAGGGUGAUGCCAUCAGCUGCGUCAAGCUCCUGUAAAUGUUGUCAUAUCUUGCUAUUUCAAAGUGUGUGAUGGUAAAUAAUCCCAUAGACCUUCCGGUAAAGGAAUAGGACAUAUUUUGAGAAUGCAAAAGGAAUGUUCAUAUGUGAGCUUGACUGUACGGCUACGGAUGUUGUUACUGACUCAUGCAGAUUUAUUCCUUGAACAUUUUAAUCGUUUAAUGGACCUGGAUGCAAGAAGGCAAAAAGCUCUUACGGUGGUGUUUUAUGUUUGUAUUUUGACAGAAGAAA
This is a messenger RNA of Gasterosteus aculeatus aculeatus (three-spined stickleback), 975 nucleotides long. The record is from RefSeq and is a predicted model, not a curated record. NCBI's taxonomy places the organism in Eukaryota, Metazoa, Chordata, Actinopteri, Perciformes, Gasterosteidae.